AUGGACAUAUCUAAAUUUGUACUACUUCUGUCCUUCCUCAUUAUUGGUUCUAAAGAAGUGUGUUCACUUGUCGGAUAUAUAGUAGAACAAAGCUCUGCUGCCUAUCCCUUUACCAGAGCUCACAGUCCCAUUGAUGAUGACAAUACAACAUGUGCUGUGACAAAAAAGCGUGUGGGAGAGUACUGGAGGAUACAGUUUAACCAGUCCCUGACUAUUGCCGGUGUCUAUCUUCGGUUGAAAGGCGGUAAUUACACAAUAGAAGUGCAAAAUGCUUCUGAUACUUCCAGUCGACAAGUUUGUGGUUAUAAACACCUGCCCUUUGAAUUUGCUGCUAGCAAUGUUAAUAUCACCUGUAAACCAGACUUACACGGAGAUGUUAUUAUCGUUAAAAAGACAAAUAAUGGAAGUUUGUCACUGUGUGACUUUAAACUUAAAGUGUGUGAGUUUAACAACCUUGACAUUCUGUGUACAAAGUGUACUCCGUCCAGCAGCUGUAAAUCAUGUGACGGUUCACAUUAUGGGGUUUGGUGUGAACGUCCAUGCUCGCCCGGAUGUGUACCCGGAACAUGUGACGAGCUGAUUGGAGAGUGCUCAAGAUGUAAAGAUGGGUACCAUGGGAACAAAUGCCAAAUCUCAAAAAAUUGUACAUGUAGAAAUUGUUUCUCAGCAUGUAUCGAGUGUCAUACUUUGACUGAAGAGUGUACCCGGUGUCAGAAAUCCAGAUAUGGUAAACUUUGUCAGUAUGAGUGUCAUCCUAACUGUGAUACGUGUGAUAUCAACAAUGGCACGUGUCUGAGUUGUAAAAUCGGUUAUUCUGGAGAAAAUUGCUCAGAUCAGAGACCAGUGGGAAUGGAUGUGGAAAAAAUACUCUUUUGGGUGUUGUUUCCUAUUGGAUUUAUUAUCGUAUUGGCCACACCUUUCCUUCUGAAAACAUUUUGUAGACGUCUUCGGUGCUCUAAAACCAUUUCAUUCUUCAAUCACACAAUGACACCAACCAUGACUCUCUCUGAACAGGCAAUGAUUGCACGGAACACAUUAAACAGUAGCCGAGUAAUACUAGAACCAGAGGGGACUAGCCACUAUUUAGAUGAUCCCUACGACGGUGUAGUACAAGUCGUAGUUACAUUUAGUAAUAUCAAAACUAAGAGUUUAUCCAUAGAGCAGUUUGUCAAAGACACCCACCAAAAGAUGAUGGCCAAUGAAUUCCGAUCAGAGUUCAAGAUUUUGCCAAAUGGUCUUAUGAAUCUGCACACAGAAGCCUUGAAAAUGGAAAAUAGUACAAAAAACAGAUUCAAAAAAAUUUAUCCUUAUGAUGCAAACAGAGUUAUUCUGGAGCCACUUGGAAAUCUAUAUUCUGGGAAUUACAUCAAUGCAAGUUAUAUUAAUGGCGUUUACAGGGAAAAUGCAUACAUAGCAGCACAAGGACCCUUUACUCCACAGACCGUUGCUGAUUUCUGGAGGAUGGUCUGGCAAACACAGAGCAAGAGAAUUGUUAUGCUUACACGAUUAACAGAAGGAAAUGUGGAAAAAUGUAUGCAAUAUUGGCCGGGGGACGCAGGGGAAUUCGGUCCUUUCUCAAUAAUUGUCCAAAAGGAAGAUAUCCUUGACAAAUUUGCAGUACGAAAAUUUAUCGUCAGAAGGGGUGAGGAGACCAGGAGGGUGACACAGUACCAGUUUAUGGUUUGGCCAGAUACCAAAGUCCCACUUAAUCUUGAGGCACUACUCUGUUUUCGAAACAUCUCUAAAAAUUCAAUAAGUCCUAAUGAAGGACCCAUAAUUGUACAUGGAAGUGCGGGUAUAGGUCGCACGGGGACAUUUAUCGCCCUGGAUUACCUUCUAGAGAAGGGCUUUAAAGAGGGAAGUGUGGAUGUCAAGAACUGUGUCAUCAACCUGAGACAACAAAGAGCAUUCUCAAUACAGUCUGUUGACCAGUAUAUUUUCCUUCAUGACGCUCUGGUGGAAGGAUUGACAAAUCUCACAUUAAAUUGCGCGCUUCAUGUGGUAGAUGAAAUGUGAC
Saccostrea echinata is the source of this 2017-nucleotide messenger RNA. RefSeq names its product receptor-type tyrosine-protein phosphatase epsilon-like. Bases 1 to 2016 code for a protein of 671 amino acids. The transcript has 15 exons. The record is from RefSeq and is a predicted model, not a curated record. Gene Ontology annotation, biological process: protein dephosphorylation. Lineage: Eukaryota; Metazoa; Mollusca; Bivalvia; Ostreida; Ostreidae. Gene Ontology annotation, molecular function: protein tyrosine phosphatase activity.